UUUUUUUUCUCAGUCUUUUUUUUGUUCAUGUCUUCACAAAAAGAAGAACUUUUUAUUCCACGAUCAGAAUGGCCUUUUACAGAGGUACUUCCGGAAGAAUAUACAAGAACUUUAGAAACCACUCAAGUCUAUGUUACUACAGUUGAACCAAAAUCUACUAACCAAUUACUAAAAUUCAUUCAAAAAUAUCUACCUCCUUUACAACAACUUGAACACUGUAAAAGAAUUAAACGAUCAAAACAGAAUCCAGAUUCCCUUGUUUUGACUACGAUUCUUUGUACUUGUGAUAGUAUGGACUUAUCUUCCUUAAAGAAUCUUGCAACACAACACAAUAUCGAUAUUGAUCCACAACAAAUAGGUGUCCCUCGUUAUCCACCAAAGAACAAACGCCAAUUUGAGCAAUGGAAUCCAGUUUGGCCUGUUACUUAUAGAGAAGACCCUCGUCAACAUCCAAAGUGGACCCAGCAAGAUCUCGAUUUGAUACAAGAUCAUAUGCGACAGUUGAUGACAGCAACUAUUGAUCAUGAUUCUUCUUGUCUUGAUGUAAGAGCUCGUAUUGUCGAUCCAAAAUCAAACACAGUCUUGGCCCAAGCAACUGAUACAAGACAUUUAGGCCAUCCAUUGCAUCAUGCUAUUAUGAACUGCAUCGAUCUGGUUGCUCAAAAGGAACGACAGAAUAAACAACAACAAAAGGAUGAGGUAGAUGGACUCAAAAGGAAACAUAUGGAUGAUGACAAUGCUUUGGAUGAUAAUAUAAAUGAUCGAUCAACAACCUAUCUAUGUAGCGGAUAUGAUAUGUAUGUCACGCAUGAACCUUGUGCAAUGUGUGCAAUGGCACUUGUACAUUCAAGAAUAACACGGGUCUUUUAUAGUGUUCCUACGAAAACUGGUUGUCUUGGUACUCUCUAUCAUAUUCAUUCUCAUUCAAGUCUCAAUCAUCAUUACAAAACAUUCAAGGAUUUAUUACUAAAUGAUACAGCUCGCAUACCCUUUACACAUUUCCCUGAUCCAUUGGAUGCCUAGAAUAGAAAGAAUAAACCAUAACUAUUAAUAUAUAUAUAUACAUAUAUUUUGUACUUUUGCCAUUCCUCACAUAUACAUAGACACAUACUUCAUUGUUUUUAUUCAAUAUAGAAAAAUAAAUACAUAAUAU
Molecule: messenger RNA, 1153 nt
Organism: Halteromyces radiatus
Lineage: Eukaryota; Fungi; Mucoromycota; Mucoromycetes; Mucorales; Cunninghamellaceae
Product: cytidine deaminase-like protein
Exons: 4
Coding region: 28-1023 (331 amino acids)
Cellular component (GO): nucleus; cytoplasm
Molecular function (GO): tRNA-specific adenosine-34 deaminase activity
Source: RefSeq, a predicted model, not a curated record